AUGACAAAACUCGAAGCAAUAGGAAUCCUGGGAAUCAGAUCAUUCAGCCCUGAUCAACCUACCUACUUAAAAUUCCUGCCUGGUUGCACGAUCUUUGUAGGACCUAAUGGAAGUGGAAAAACCACAAUCAUUGAAGCACUAAAAUACGUCUGUACCGGAGAAAUGCCACCUGGUAGUAAAAAUGGUGCUUUAAUUCACGAUUUAAAGGUAAUGAAACAAUUGAAAAUAAUUAUAAUAAUAAUGAAAGCAAUCAUUAUUUAA
This is a messenger RNA of Phycomyces blakesleeanus NRRL 1555(-), 261 nucleotides long. RefSeq lists its product as hypothetical. Gene Ontology annotation, cellular component: condensed nuclear chromosome; Mre11 complex. Lineage: Eukaryota; Fungi; Mucoromycota; Mucoromycetes; Mucorales; Phycomycetaceae. The transcript is spliced from 2 exons. The record is from RefSeq and is a predicted model, not a curated record. Gene Ontology annotation, molecular function: ATP hydrolysis activity; single-stranded telomeric DNA binding; double-stranded telomeric DNA binding. The coding region runs from base 1 to 261 and encodes 86 amino acids. Gene Ontology annotation, biological process: double-strand break repair; chromosome organization involved in meiotic cell cycle; telomere maintenance via telomerase.